Ylistrum balloti is the source of this 1860-nucleotide messenger RNA. RefSeq names its product bromodomain-containing protein DDB_G0280777-like. The record is from RefSeq and is a predicted model, not a curated record. The transcript is spliced from 5 exons. Lineage: Eukaryota; Metazoa; Mollusca; Bivalvia; Pectinida; Pectinidae. The annotation marks the transcript as partial.
AUGGGAAACAGACCAAAACAAUUACAACCAAAAUUACAGCCAACACAAUUACAACCAAAACCAAAAUUACAGCCAACACAAUUACGACCAAAAUUACAGCCAACACAAUUACAACCAAAAUUACAGCCAACACAAUUACAACCAAAAUUACAGCCAAAACAAUUACAACCAAAAUUACAGCCAAAACAAUUACAACCAAAAUUACAGCCAACACAAUUACAACCAAAAUUACAGCCAAUACAAUUACAACCAAAAUUACAGCCAAAACAAUUACAACCAAAAUUACAGCCAACACAAUUACAACCAAAACCAAAAUUACAGCCAAAACAAUUACAACCAAAAUUACAGCCAACACAAUUACAACUAAAACCAAAAUUACUGCCAAAACACUUACAACCAAAAUUACAGCCAAAACAAUUACAACCAAAAUUACAGCCAAUACAAUUACAACCAAAAUUACAGCCAACACAAUUACAACCAAAACCAAAAUUACAGCCAACACAAUUACAACCAAAACCAAAAUUACAGCCAAUACAAUUACAACCAAAAUUACAGCCAAAACAAUUACAACCAAAAUUACAGCCAAAACAAUUACAACCAAAAUUACAGCCAACACAAUUACAACCAAAACCAAAAUUACAGCCAAUACAAUUACAACCAAAAUUACAGCCAAAACAAUUACAACCAAAAUUACAGCCAAAACAAUUACAACCAAAAUUACAGCCAAAACAAUUACAACCAAAAUUACAGCCAACACAAUUACAACCAAAAUUACAGCCAAAACAAUUACAACCAAAACCAAAAUUACAGCCAAUACAAUUACAACCAAAACCAAAAUUACAGCCAACACAAUUACAACCAAAAUUACAGCCAAAACAAUUACAACCAAAAUUACAGCCAACACAAUUACAACCAAAAUUACAGCCAACACAAUUACAACCAAAAUUACAGCCAAAACAAUUACAACCAAAACCAAAAUUACAGCCAAAACAAUUACAACCAAAAUUACAGCCAACACAAUUACAACCAAAAUUACAGCCAACACAAUUACAACCAAAACCAAAAUUACAGCCAAUACAAUUACAACCAAAAUUACAGCCAAUACAAUUACGACCAAAAUUACAGCCAACACAAUUACAACCAAAAUUACAGCCAAAACAAUUACAACCAAAAUUACAGCCAAUACAAUUACGACCAAAAUUACAGCCAAUACAAUUACAACCAAAAUUACAGCCAAAACAAUUACAACCAAAAUUACAGCCAAUACAAUUACAACCAAAAUUACAGCCAAUACAAUUACAACCAAAAUUACAGCCAAUACAAUUACGACCAAAAUUACAGCCAACACAAUUACAACCAAAAUUACAGCCAAAACAAUUACAACCAAAAUUACAGCCAAAACAAUUACAACCAAAAUUACAGCCAAAAGAAUUACAACCAAAAUUACAGCCAAUACAAUUACAACCAAAAUUACAGCCAACACAAUUACAACCAAAAUUACAGCCAAUACAAUUACAACCAAAAUUACAGCCAAAAGAAUUACAACCAAAAUUACAGCCAACACAAUUACGACCAAAACCAAAAUUACAGCCAAAAAAAAUCCAGUCAGUACAGUAUAUAUCAUUGGUCAGUACAGUAUAUAUCACUGGUCAGUACAAUAUAUAUCAUUGGUCAGUACAGUAUAUCACUGGUCAGUACAGUAUAUAUCACUGGUCAGUACAGUAUAUAUCAUUGGUCAGUACAGUAUAUAUCACUGGUUAUAUAUCACUGGUCAGUACAGUAUAUAUCACUGGUCAGUACAGUAUAUAUCAUUGGUCAGUACAGUAUAUAUCACUGGUCAGUACAGUAUAUAUCACUGGU